Molecule: messenger RNA, 1218 nt
Organism: Didymosphaeria variabile
Lineage: Eukaryota; Fungi; Ascomycota; Dothideomycetes; Pleosporales; Didymosphaeriaceae
Exons: 2
Coding region: 1-1218 (405 amino acids)
Source: RefSeq, a predicted model, not a curated record
AUGUCGCCUCAAGCAACGUCAUUCCUACAAUCGAAUCUUAGCGGUCUUCACUUUCCUAUCAAGAUGGCAUCUCGCAGCUUCGAAGAAGUGCCUGUAAAGCGAGAGAUCUUAUACGUUGGCGGUGAAUACACCACAAUCACUGACGGAAGUCCAGCCCAAUAUAUGACCGGCCAAAUCUACGUGGAGAAGCUCACACCAUCUAUCGCAUUUCGAAAAUGUCCUAUCAUAUUCAUAGCAGGUGGAGGCCAAACCGGGACAAACUGGCUACAUACGCCCGAUGGCAGGCCCGGUUGGGCGCACUUUUUCCUGGCUUAUGGAUUUACUGUGUAUCUCACAGAUCAGCCCUCCCGUGGAAGGUCGGCUUGGUAUCCUUCGGUUGGGAAGAUGGGCGCUCUAAGCACGUUUGACAUCGAAUCUAUGUUCACAGCUGUGUCCUCUCAUGACCAGUGGCCGCAGUCGAAGCUGCAUACACAAUGGCCUGGGACCGGUAAGGUCGGCGAUCCUGUGUUCGACGCCUUCUACGCUUCCCAAGUUCCCUACCGUCUGGACAGACUCGUCGCAGAGGAUGAAAAUGCGAAAGCAUAUUCGGUUCUGCUCGAUCAGAUAGGUGAAGCGUAUAUUGUCACGCAUAGCCAGGCUGGAGCGUACGGAUGGCGCAUUGGCGAUGCGCGACCGCACCUUGUGAAGGGAAUCGUGGCUUUAGAGCCAAGCGGGCCCCCGUGCGAGAAGAGACCGCCAUUCCAAGGACAGAAAAUUCCUUUCGGCAUAACAGAUGGAAAGCUCGAAUACGACCCAUCAGCAGGCGCAGGAGGUGAGCAUCUUAGAUAUGUCAAGGUUCCUGCGAAAAGUGAGGAUCAUUACGAGUGCAUUAUGCAGGCCGACCCACCAAAGAAAUUGAAGAAUCUGUCCAAAAUACCCGUUCUGGUCGUUACAUCGGAAGCAAGCUAUCAUGCCCCCUACGAUUACAAUACUGUAAUCUACCUGUACGUAAGGCCGCGGUACGAAAUAGAUGUCUCCGACACAAACAACUCGUACCUAAUCCCAGUCCUUUGGCUUACACUAACUUCAUACCACACGUCUAGGCAGCAAGCCGGAGUAGAAGUGGAGUACGUGGACCUGCCGGCAGAAGACAUAAAAGGAAAUGGUCAUAUGUUCUUCAUGGAGCUCAACAACAUUGAAAUCGCAGCAAGGGUCUUGAAGUGGCUCGACAAGCAUUGA